Messenger RNA from Oryza brachyantha (malo sina), 2435 nucleotides. RefSeq names its product beta-glucosidase BoGH3B. NCBI's taxonomy places the organism in Eukaryota, Viridiplantae, Streptophyta, Magnoliopsida, Poales, Poaceae. Gene Ontology annotation, biological process: glucan catabolic process. Bases 224 to 2101 code for a protein of 625 amino acids. The record is from RefSeq and is a predicted model, not a curated record. Gene Ontology annotation, molecular function: beta-glucosidase activity. The transcript is spliced from 10 exons.
AAUCGGGUCUUUUGCUUGGCUUCCAGGACAGACAUGGUCACCCCUUUCAGCCAGCAAGCUUGAGCAAGCAGAGGAGAGGGAAAGAGCCUCUCUGCAGUGCUGUGCUAGGCUUGCAGGAAGAGACAUUUGUUUCUGCAUUAGUGUGAUAUUAGUGUGCAGUGCACCUUGAUCAGGUCUUAUAUAUUGGCAGUGCUGGUGAUAGCACACUCACACUGAGCCAAAGAUGGGGAGUUUGCACAAGUUCAGUUUUGUUAUCCUCAUGCUAUGUUACACAACGUUGGCGAGCGCGCAGUAUGUCAAGUACAAGGAUCCAAAGCAACCCGUCUCCGUUCGUGUCAAGGAUCUGCUCAGCCGGAUGACUCUCGCCGAGAAGAUCGGCCAGAUGACCCAGAUCGAGAGGGAGAACGCGACGGCGGAGCAGAUAUCCAAGUACUUCAUAGGGAGUGUGCUGAGUGGUGGAGGGAGUGUGCCUGCUCCCCAGGCAUCACCUCAGGCCUGGGCUUCAAUGGUGGAUGAGAUGCAGAAGGGCGCUCUUUCGACGCGGCUAGGUAUUCCGAUCAUCUAUGGUAUUGAUGCCGUGCAUGGUCACAAUAACGUCUACAAGGCUACCAUCUUCCCCCAUAAUGUUGGGCUUGGCGCUACCAGGGACCCCGAGCUAGUAAAGAAGAUAGGAGAAGCAACUGCUCUUGAAGUUAGAGCUACUGGAAUUCCCUACGUCUUUGCUCCUUGUGUUGCGGUUUGCAGAGACCCAAGAUGGGGACGCUGCUACGAAAGCUAUAGCGAAGACCCAAAGGUUGUCCAAUCAUUUACCACCCUCAUCUCCGGCUUGCAAGGCGAUGUUCCAUCUAAUGAUGUAGGAAGACCAUAUGUUGGAGGAAGUAAGAAAGUUGCUGCAUGCGCGAAGCACUACGUUGGUGACGGUGGGACGGUCAAGGGGAUCAAUGAGAACAACACAAUCAUCGACACUCACGGGCUGAUGACCAUUCAUAUGCCUCCUUACUAUAACUCUGUCAUCAGAGGAGUCUCCACUGUCAUGGUUUCGUACUCUAGCUGGAAUGGAGUGAAAAUGCAUGCGAACCAUCACCUGAUCACCGAUUUUCUCAAGAACAAGCUCCGGUUCAGGGGUUUUGUGAUUUCGGACUGGCAAGGCAUUGACCGGAUCACUUCUCCUCCACACAAAAACUAUUCUUACUCAAUUGAGGCUGGAAUUGGUGCUGGCAUUGACAUGAUCAUGGUUCCUUACACCUACACAGAAUUCAUUGAUGAUCUGACAGAGCAAGUUAACAACAAAAUUAUCCCCAUGAGCAGAAUUGAUGAUGCUGUCUAUAGGAUUCUCCGGGUCAAGUUCACCAUGGGUCUAUUUGAGAGUCCUUUCUCUGAUUCCAGCCUCGCCAACGAACUCGGAAAACAGGAGCACCGUGAACUCGCGCGCGAAGCAGUCAGGAAGUCCCUGGUGCUGCUGAAGAACGGGAAAUCUUCCUACUCUCCGGUGCUCCCCCUUCCGAAGAAGGCCGGAAAGAUUCUCGUCGCGGGAAGCCAUGCCGACGACCUGGGAAGACAGUGUGGAGGAUGGACCAUCACCUGGCAAGGACAGCCCGGCAACAACAUCACUGCUGGGACGACGAUCCUGUCGGGGAUCAAGGCCACCGUGGAUCCCAGCACGACGGUGGUAUACUCGGAGAACCCGGACAGCAGCGUCGUCGCCGGCGACAAGUACGACUACGCGAUCGUGGUGGUCGGCGAGCCGCCGUACGCGGAGGGGUUCGGCGACAACCUGAACCUGACGAUCCCGGAGCCCGGGCCGAGCGUGAUCCAGACGGUGUGCGGGAGCGUCAAGUGCGUGGUGGUGCUCGUCUCCGGGCGGCCGCUGGUGGUGGAGCCGUACAUCGGCGGCAUGGACGCGUUCGUGGCGGCGUGGCUCCCGGGCACCGAGGGGCAGGGCGUGGCCGACGUGCUGUUCGGUGACUACGGGUUCACCGGCAAGCUGUCGCGGACGUGGUUCAGGUCCGCGGACCAGCUGCCGAUGAACGUCGGCGACGCGCACUACGACCCGCUCUUCCCCUUCGGCUACGGCCUCACCACGGCGGCGGCGCACAGCUGAGGAGGAGGCGGCGGCGCAGCGAGCGAGCACGAGACGGUGGCGGUGUUGGUGCGUUGGUUGAUUGAGACGGUGGUGUGACCGUGUGAGACGCAUCACACACACACAUGUGUUGGGGAGACGCAAUAACGAUGCGAGUGAGAGUGAUAGGUGCGUGCGUGCAAUUCUUGUGGCGGGCUGUUGUUAGUGGGUCGUGGAAUAAAACCGGGCGCUUUUGCCUUCUUUUCUCUCGCCAACACCUUGUGCAGUUGUGCUGUGCGCUGUGAUGAACUGUCCGCGUAUGGUUAGGUCCCGUUUUGGACGCGUGAAUUUCAGAGGAGCUACUUCAUUUCCUUCA